Molecule: messenger RNA, 2625 nt
Organism: Petromyzon marinus (sea lamprey)
Lineage: Eukaryota; Metazoa; Chordata; Hyperoartia; Petromyzontiformes; Petromyzontidae
Source: RefSeq, a predicted model, not a curated record
CCCUCUCCUGCCAACGUGUCUUGAGACUCGUCAGCGAAGCAUCAGGAUCCUCACCCCGAAAACUGCGUGGGUCUUCAUUCAACGAUUUUCACGGUUGGUUACGUACGGUUCACCUUCCGCACGUGCCCCCAUCUCUGCUGGGAGGAUGACGACAAUGGACACUGUGUACACGCUGGCCUCUGAGGGCAGCAGGAGCAAGUUGAACACCUUGGUAGGGCUGUCUGAUGAAGAGAUUGUCAAAGUGUGGGACGGAGUGUCUACCUUCAUUGAGAGACACAUGGCUCAGCACAAGGGCGUUCACGUCCCCGAGCUGGGCACGUUCACGUUCGCGCUGCACAGGCUGCCAAUGAGCGGCGGGCGGAGCGUAGCGGUGCGCCGCCCGGUCCUGCGCGUCUCGGAGAAGCUCAUUCAGACGCACGGCCUGACGCACAGCAAGCCGCACGUCAGUGGGGAGAUCCCGGUGGUGCAGCUGAACUGGACGGCGCUGGCGCUGGAGAGCGGCGUGUCGCGCGCCCAGGCUGAGGGCGCCGUCCACUGCCUGCUGCGGACGCUGGAGCGGGCGCUGGCGGGCGGGCGCAGCGUGGAGCUGGGCUUGGGCGCCGUGGGGCUCCUCUCCGUCAGGGACUCGCACGUCAAGAUGCGCUUCCACCGCCGCUUCGUGCUGCUCGCCACGGCGGCAGCGCCGGAUGGCGGCGCGUGCGAGGAUGCGCUGCGCGCGAUGAUCGACCGACCGGGCACCGCCGACUCGGUGCUGCCGGAGGGCCCCUUACACCGGCCGGGCACGAGCAAUACCCUCUGUCUGCCACGCAUGGCCGCCCCGGUUCUCGAGGCCAGGUCGGAGCUCCCCCCCAUUGCUGAGGCGGGGGUAAUUGGAGACGGAGACGGAGGAGACAGUCGCGGGGACAACGCGGAGCCGGGAGACGACGGACACGGAGCCCGGAGCGAAGGGGCAGACGCCGAAGAGAAUGCCAACAAGAAGAUCGUAUUGAGGCAGCCCGCGCCGUUGGCCAGAGCGGGCAACUUCAGCUGGACACCGGAGGCCUGCGGCAGGCCUGUGCUGGCACCGACGGCCGCUCUGGCCUCACCGCCCCGGACCCCGCAGAAGUCGCUCGGUGGCGCGGCAUCGCCGGGCCCGAGAGCUGCGGCAACGCCACCCGGGACGCCACCGGUGGCGCCGGCAGGUCCUCGCCGAGACGCCCGGCCGCUGGCGGCAGAGAUGACGAGCGAGGUGGCGAUGUCGCCGAGAUCGCCGCACCCGCCCUCGCCGCACUGCAUGCACUCGCCGCUACAGGUGCCCGCCAGCAGGCCCGGUUGGCUCUGCCCGCCGACGUGGUCGCUGCGGCCCAGCUCAGCGGCGGCAGAGACGGGCGCCCACGGGAGAUGCUCCUGGUGCCCCGGGCUUGCGCCGGCCACACCGCCGGGCUGCACGACCCACGGGCGUGCCGGGCAGCACGAUCUUCCGACUGCUGCGCGGACUCCUGUGGAGAGGGAGCUGUGCUACCUAUGCAUGCAGCGCUCGCUGCGGAACGUCCCCGUGUAUGUGGCGGAGGAGCGGCGGCUGCAGGAGGAGGCCGAGGAGAGAGCGCUGCUAGAGUACCGGCACGGCCAGGAUCUGCAGGCCUUCACCAAGGAGCAGGAAUUGCUGGAGCUGGCCCGGGAUAACAGCAGGAAGGUGGCAGCCUUCAACCUUGGCGUGUCUGAGGCCGUUAAGGCCUCCAAGCAUGGUCAGAGCAAUGGCUUUCAGUGCUCCUUCAUCCUGGGCGACCGGGCCGCCACGCCGCUGUCAGCCGCUCGCUCGCGGGAGUACGCGCACCACCUGGAGCGGCAGCGGAGCGAGCGCAUGGAGCGCGAGGGCCGGCACAGGAAGCAGCAGCGCAUCCUGGAGCAGCUGCAGAGAGUCCAGCUGGCUCGGGAACUGGCUCUGGAGAGGGAGCAGAUGCUGCAGAGCAAGGCGGAGGAGGCGCAGGCCUAUCAGCAGGCCCUGGCGACUCAGGUGCAGUCCAAGGCACUGGCGGCGGCGCAGGAGAGGGGCGCGGCGGAGGCGGCGCCGGUGUUUGGCGGUGACGACUCGACGGCGCGGGCGCUGGAGGAGCGGCGUGAGCGAGCGCGGGAGCUGCGUUGCGAGCUCGCUGGGGAGGCGGCGCGCAAGAAGCGCUCCGUCGUCGUCUCGCAGCUUACCGAGCAGCGCCGACAGAUGGAGCUCCUGGAGCGCAACCAGCAGGAGCUGGCGCGAGAGCACGUGACGCGGCACGCGCAGACGGUGGGCCGGAGGGCGGCCCUGCAGGAGGCGUGGGCCCUCAGCGCAGAGCUCAAGCGCGGCCGCAACCUUCAGCUGGAGAUGCACCUCAAGGCUGGCGCGGGCCUCGUGCAGGAGCAGUGUGACAAGUACAAGCGCUGCCAGCAGUGCACCCGGCGGCUCUCCAACCGUGGGGAGAGUCACGUGUGGAAGGACUCGCGGUACCUGCCGGGAACUCGCAUGAUCCUCUAGUCCAUGGUCACUCUUCACCUUCUUCUCCUCCUCCUUUCUUCUUCGUCCUUUGUCUUCCUUCUUUUUCCUCUUCUUCCACUUCUUCCUUCUUCGUCUUCUUCCUGUUAUUCCUUCUUCCUAUUAUUCCUUCUUUUUCA